AUGGACAAACAGCCAGAACAUGAAGAAAAUGAGGUGACGGAUGACACUGAGAGGGAGACGUCACAGGAGCAUGAUUCUUCCAUUCCUUCUGACAGAAAUCAAAAAGAAGAUUCUGAAAUGGUUACAUCAGAUCAUGAAGACAAACUCUCUAAGAGCAGACAAGUCACAGAAGAGCCUUCUGUCGCUGAAGCAGCCACAAGUGAGCCCGAAGAGAGCAGUAGAAAUGAGCUCCCUGGUGCCGCCAGCAGCAUCUCCUCAUGUGAAGACUUGGAUGUGAGGAUGAAUAAAGUCACUGAACAGCCACUGACCAAUAAAGAAAGUGUUGUUUUUGAUAGUGACGAUGGACCUGCCAGGCUGCAUCUUGAGACCCCGGAAAAGGAGACCACCAGGGUUGAGCAGGAGGAGGAAGAGGAGGCUGAAGAAGAGGACAUUACUGCUGCUGCAGACAGAGAAGACAUCAGGUAUGAAGAGUACAGGCAGAUGCUCCAGGAGCUGUGCAAGGAGAGAGAUGAAGCCAGCCAGCGCAGCAGCAAGCUGCAGAUGAAACUGGCAGAGUACUUCCGCAAGAAGGCCGGAGACAACGCCCAGCUGGAGAGACAAGAGCCUGCGACAGAGCAGCUGCAGGAGUAUGAGAAGUACAUCAACAUCCUGACCGACCUGCAGCAGCAGCUCACAGCUGACUCAGAAUCAGCUCAGCAGCAGGCCGAGGAGAACAGAACACAGUCCCAGGAGAAGCUGGACAAGGUGGAAAAAGAAUGGCGAGCAUUGAUGGCACUGAAGCAGGAGGCGGUUGCGGCAGCCCUGAGUCGACACCUGGGUAAGAAAGCAGCUCAGGCCAAAGUGGAGUCGUCCCUGAGAGCAGAGCAGCUUCGACAGGACGAGCUGGUCAAGCUGCGCCUCAAGCACAUCAAGCUGAGGAUCAAGAUCCGCCGGCUGGAGGCAGAGCUCCGUGACAUGGAGGGACACAGCAGGGACCCCCUGCAGAUCCAGUUUGAGCAGCUGCAGGCCGCGAGGCUGAAGCAGAAAAAACACGCCGAGAAGCAACGUGAGGAGUCGCUGAAGCUGCAGAGAAAGAUCAGCAGCAACUUGGAGCUUCUGUCAAACAUAAAGGAAAAGCUGUACUGGAGCAAGAUGGAGGUCGAGGCGAAGCGAGGGCAGCUGGCCGAGGUGGAGGCCGCGGUGGCCAGGAAGAGGGAGCUCCUGACCAGGACCAAGCAGGCACGCAACAGCCUGCAGGAGGGCAACCUGAGGCUCAAGGAGCGCAGGGGGCUGCUGGGGAACAGGAUCCUGCUGCGGGACCUCGAGGACACCGUGGACGCCUCGGACCAGCUGGAGGAACACCUGGAGAAACUGAAGCUUCAGCAAGCUGAGGCAGCCUUCAGUGGUGGCAGAUGGAAGAAGAAGCUGGAGUCAACUUAAUGAAUGAGUGGUCAAGUCACUAUAUUAACAUAGAGAUUCUGCAGGUCCAUCUGGAAUGAAAAUGAGCAUCAGGCCUUAGAAUUUGUACUUUUUAUUCCAUGUAGUAUGUCGGAUCAAUCUUCUUGGGCCAAAUUGUAUUUUGCACAGCAUGAACGAAAACAAUUGUUUCGAUUACUGACAUAAAAAUCUUCCUGAACAUUUGUCAGGCUACACGAUCAAGAUAGCUUUCAAGAAAGUCUCCUUUUUUUUCUUUAUGUUGUCGUAUAUUGAGUUCAGUAAAGAUUGAUUCAUAAAAGAUAAUGCAAAGACCCAAA
Molecule: messenger RNA, 1733 nt
Organism: Stegastes partitus (bicolor damselfish)
Lineage: Eukaryota; Metazoa; Chordata; Actinopteri; Pomacentridae
Gene: cfap184
Product: cilia and flagella associated protein 184
Exons: 3
Coding region: 1-1419 (472 amino acids)
Biological process (GO): cilium assembly
Cellular component (GO): axoneme; ciliary basal body
Source: RefSeq, a predicted model, not a curated record